AAAAAUGGAAGAUAUUUCAAAAUUAGAGUUAGCUGCUCAUUUAAUCAUGGCUCCACCAAGCCAAGUCAGUUUUCAAGACAGAAAAGAUGCCGAAGCUUUUUUUAUGAGAUUGCGUGAGGGAGCUCUUUCCGUCGAUUCUUGCAGACAAAUUUUAGAAACUACACAAAAUCACUUUUUAAUGUUCGAAUUGGCUCGUUCACUUGUUGCAAGGAUGUUGAAGGAAUGGGCCAAAUUUAAUCAGGAAGACAUACGCAAUAUUGCUUUAUAUCUAUUGAAUUUCCCUGUAGUCCAUCAAGAUCUUCCAAAUUUUGUUUCAACAGAAAUGUUUCAUUCAGCUGCAAUGAUUAUAAAAAGAAAUAGUUUAGUUGCUCAUGAAAAUACUUUUGCCGAUUUACUUUCAAUUCUGGAAACUUUUUUUAAUAAUGAAAAUCAAAAAUUGCAAUCUUUUGGUUUACAAAUAAUUGAAUUAGUCGCUACUGAAUUUUCUACUAUCUGGCGUUCUUCAAAUAUAUCUAUAACUUGGGAUUUUCAUUUAAAUGCGAAGAAACAAUUUGAGGAUGUUUUACUCAAACAACUUAUGCAACUUUCUCUUCGUACACUUUCUAAUCUUUUGUCAACUUCUCCUGAUCUCAAUUCAAUUAUUGAACAACAAAUUUGUGACAAAUUUUUAAGAGUUGCUUCUUUAAUUUUCUGCUGGAAUUUUUCGCCAAAAUAUUUAUAUUUACAUUUUAAAGUAAUUAUAUCAGCCCUUCGGUCUAACACUUUUCGACCACCAGAAUCUUGGCAUGAAUUGUUUAAAGAUACUUCAAUAAUUACUUUCUUUAUGCAGAUGCACUCACGAAUUCGUUUUAAUGAAAGACUUUGUGAAAAUUCAAUGGUUUGUUUAACCCAGCUAGCCUCUCUUAUUGGUGAUGCUCUUGGACCUUCUGGACCAAUUGCUGUUGUCAUGCCUUUAGUUGGCAAUUUGGGUGAACGACGGCUGGCAACUGUUAUGGGUGGUAUAGAUGAACCAGUAUCUAGUAGAAAACCAAUUCUGCAUGAUCUAUAUGUUCAAACGUUUGUUACUCAAAUGAUUGAUUUAUUUUCUGAUAUGGUACUUGAUCACGAAAUGGUUUCACUUAGUCUGGUUAUUUACAAAUUAUUCACUUGCCAUCCAAUUUUGAUUUUUGAACGUUUUCCUGAUGAAUUGUUGCAUCGUUUUGUUGAUUUUGUUGCAAAAAAUAUUUUAAAACUUACUCAACCUACAAUAUUCUUGGCAAUGAAAAACGACCAGACAUAUAGCUCAGCGUUAGGCAAUCUCUUCCAAGUUUGGCGCCCACUUCUCCGUUCAGCUCACAUUUUUAAAGAAAAUAUUUCGGUCCUGAUUGAAUCCCAUAAUGUUGCUAUUAUUGAGACUUUUAUUAAGUCUGUGCUUUCGCCGCCAUUUGGAAAUCGUGAAAAGCCAACAUCCGGUGAAAUUUAUGAUGAAAACGAAGAUGAAGAAGACGACAGAAUUGUGUUUAUGGAUAUACUUUGUGAUAUUGGAUUUUUUUGUUUAUAUUCUAUAGAUUAUUUUGUUGAUUUUGUUACACGUGCAAUUGUUCAACGUCUGAACGAAUUAACCUCAUUAGAUUUACAAACUGUUGAUUCAAAACAAUUGGAAAUCUGGCAAGAAGACUUUCAUUGGAUUUUACUUAUAAUUGGUCAUUUUAUUCGUCAUAACUCAUAUAGUUAUAUUGGAAAUAUUCCUGAAGAAUUGGCUUUGAAAUGUCUGAAAGGAUAUCAAUCUGGCGAAUUUACAAAAUUUGAUGAUUUUUCGCCUCUUUUCCAAAAUUGUAUUGAUAACCCGCCAUUUAAUCCUGCAAAUUAUCCAGGGAGAUUGGAUCCUGUUACCUUGAUUUCAACACAAAUUCUAAGCUGGUUUUCUUUAGAACAUCAAAUGCUUAUUAAAUUGGAUCCAAAUGCUUCUUUGUUAAGUCCAACACUUUGUCAAACUUCUCUUUGGCAAUUUUCACUUUUAAUGAUUGUUCUAACCCCUCCAAGUUCUUCACUUGAGGAAGAUUCUUCUUUCGCAAAAGAAAGUGAAGAAGAUAAUUGGGGAGAAGAUCAAUCAAGAAUAUCUGUUAAAUAUUUACCUUCAAUUCCGCCAAAAAGUGCUCUGUCAGCUCAAAUAAUUCAAAUGUCUUUGGAAAAAAUGUUUACAAUUUUAACUAAAAUGCCUGGCGAAAAGAGGUUAUGUUCGGAUGUUAUAAAAUUACUUAUAAGUCUAGCUGAAUAUCGGCCACUUGAAUUGGCAGAAAAUGAGAAUUUAUAUUCUUUGUUCAGUGGGAUUGAUUUUUCAAAUCUACCUGCUCGACGUCAAUUUGUUAAAGCAAUUGUUUUAAUGGGUGGGAUGCUUGAAUUACCAAUUUUGAGACAACGGAUUCAUGAAACGAUACUUGAACCAUUAAUUCAACGCUUUUUGGCUCUUUGUGAGGCUAGAGACUCUGUUGUUAAUUCUCGUUUAACUGAUCUUUUUGAGUGUUUUACUGGUAUUGCAGAUGCUGGACAAGCAGAUACUGCUCGAACUUUAUUUAAAUUUCUUCAACCAGUUUAUGAACGUUGUAUUCCAUUAAUUAGAAGCUGUUCUCAAUCUCAACCAUUAAUUGUUUCUAUUUUGGCCUUUUUAAAAUCAAAUACCGAUGUCCUUUUCUUUUACGUUGAAUCAAAAGAAGAUAUUCAGUCAUAUCAUAAUUUAUUAAUUGGUGUUAUUAAUGCUUACAAGGAUACUCAACUUCAAAGAUUUGCUUCUUUUGAGAAUGCAACAGAUGAUGAACAACAAACUCAAGAUUUGACAACUUUUAUUGAAAUUUUAUGUUUGGCUAUAACUAAAACCUACCUUCCCUUAGAUUUGUCAGAAGCUUCUGCUAUAGAUUCAGCAAAAGUUUCCCUUCACGGCCUUGAAAUUUUAUUGCCAAUGAUGAGCGAAGAUUUAUUAAAAAUUCCUUUACUUUGUACUUCUUUCUUCCGUUUAUUAAUUUUCAUUUCUGAUAUUGCUCCUGAGGCAAUUGUUCAAGUCUCUGAACAAAUGCUUAAUGGAUUUCUUGGAUGUGUUCAAUCAGCUUUAGACAAUACUUUUGGUAUUGAACGAGUUCGUUCUGCAUUAGAAAUUGUUAACAAUUUUGCUUCUCAUUGCUUAUUACAAAUUCAGAAAGGUCAACAAGUCAGCCCUUUAUUAGCAGAAAAUAUUCUGAAAUUUAUUCCGAAAAUAUUUGAAUUGGCAAUGCAAUUUAGUUGUGAACUUGAAAUUUUUAAUGAAGCAACAAGCACUCUUUUUACUUUAAUUGGACUAAAUCAGGAUUCCUUCAAAGCUUAUUUAAAUCAACUUCUCUCACUUCCCUCAAACGUUGAAAAUAAACCUGCAUUAGAACAGGCAUUUACAAAACUCUUAACAACAUCGUCAGAUGAUGAAGCAACUCCUAGAAAUUUUACAGCUUCAAAGAAACGAAAUUUUCAAAUUAAAUUUGAAAGUUUUUUAAUUGAAGUUAGCGGUGCUCUUUGCUUGACGUAA
Meloidogyne enterolobii is the source of this 3529-nucleotide messenger RNA. The record is from the annotation of a GenBank genome assembly. NCBI's taxonomy places the organism in Eukaryota, Metazoa, Nematoda, Chromadorea, Rhabditida, Meloidogynidae.